This is a messenger RNA of Telopea speciosissima, 2452 nucleotides long. RefSeq names its product cytochrome c oxidase subunit 3-like. The record is from RefSeq and is a predicted model, not a curated record. Gene Ontology annotation, molecular function: cytochrome-c oxidase activity. Gene Ontology annotation, biological process: mitochondrial electron transport, cytochrome c to oxygen. Gene Ontology annotation, cellular component: membrane; mitochondrion. The transcript is spliced from 3 exons. Lineage: Eukaryota; Viridiplantae; Streptophyta; Magnoliopsida; Proteales; Proteaceae. The coding region runs from base 871 to 2439 and encodes 522 amino acids.
UUUACCAGCGUAAGCAGUAGUUCCUCCAGCUUCAGGUCUGCAAGUGCCGCUUCCCACUAUGUAUGGUAGUCCUUUGCUUGGUCGCUUGACUCGGUCUUUUAGCUAGGAAUCCUUUCGUCUAGCCCCCUCGUCCCGAACAGCUGAGUGAAGGAUUUAUCCAUUAGGCCUGCCUGCCGAUCAUGCCUUUACCUUUGAAGCCCUUAGGUAUGCCUUUUCCCCCUUGUACCUUUCCCAACUCCUAUUAUAUAUAUAGAUGCUUCAAUCUUAAUGAUCUUGUUUCGCCUCCCUUUCGUCGUUAUGACUCCAAUCCGUGUCCGGUCGGUGUAGUGAAAGAGAACAAGGAGCUUCGUCUUUAGUCUAGGAGCAUACCUAGGAAAUCGAGAUUGGGUUGGUGUUCAGUGUACUGUACUGCCUCGUUCAUACGGGGUGUUCCAUGAUAUGAAAAUCGACCACCCGUGCGGAAUGAGGGUGAAUAUUCCAUUAUGAUCGACUUCCUGCCGUCCUUCGUGACGGCAGCAAAGGCUGGAACAGCAUCGUUCUGUCCUAUCAGAACUUCAGCAACGAGAAGGACGUAGCGAAAGCUACCAAAAAAUGUUGAGAGAUUGGUUUAUGGAUUCGCUUUCUUAGUCAAUUAGUAAAGCCCUUGAAAAUAUCCAAUUUGUGAAUUAUGGAAUAUUUAAUUCAUCUUAUAAAUGCGUUGUUUUUGUCUAUAAAGACCUCCAUCUCCCUGGAGGUGUUAUCUAUCUGUUUGCAAGAGGGGCUAACCCCAUUUCCUGACCUAAUUCAAUUCAUCACCAAUCAGGUGAUGGAGGAUAUCAUGGUAGCAAGCUACCCCGGGUCCUCCUAUUUCUAUAGAGGAACGUGUGAACGAUGCCGCCGAUAUCUUGGCGGAUCUUCGCACGAACUCCUCCCAUAGUUCCUUAUACAAGGAAGUACGUAGAAGAAUUCAGUAAUAUUACUGAAUGGGAGGCGGCUAAAGCCACUUCUCUUCUUUCUCCCAUGCUUUCCGUUGGUCAACAACCAACCACAGCUCUCUAUAGUUCUUCACUACUCGUACAGGAAGGAGUCUCUUUCUGUCUGGAGGGAAUCAUUUUUUCUCAAUCAAGAAUGCCUCAACUGGAUAAAUUCACUUAUUUCACACAAUUCUUCUGGUCAUGCCUUUUCCUUUUUACUUUCUAUAUUCCCAUAUGCAAUGAUGGAGAUGGAGUACUUGGGAUCAGCAGAAUUCUAAAACUACGGAACCAACUGGUUUCACACCGGGGGAACAACAUCCGGAGCAACGACCCCAACAGUUUGGAAGAUAUCUUGAGAAAAGGUUUUAGCACCGGUGUAUCCUAUAUGUACUCAAGUUUAUUCGAAGUAUCCCAAUGGUGUAACGCCGUCGACUUAUUGGAAAAAAGGAGUCAAAUCACUUUGAUCUCUUGUUUCGGAGAAAUAAGUGGCUCACGAGGAAUGGAAAGAAACAUAUUAUAUUUGAUCUCGAAGUCCUCAUAUAGCACUUCUUCCAAUCCUGGAUGGGGGAUCACUUGUAGGAAUGACAUAAUGCUAAUCCAUGUUCCACACGGCCAAGGAAGCAUCCCUCAACCAGAGAGAUCAACCUGCGCCUUUGAUUUUAGGCCGCCGGCGGCGCAGAACGAACUAAUCCGCGACCGGCAAAGGCAUUCUUAUCAUUUGGUAGAUCCAAGUCCAUGGCCUAUUUCGGGUUCACUCGGAGCUUUGGCAACCACCGUAGGAGGUGUGAUGUACAUGCACCCAUUUCAAGGGGGUGCAACACUUCUCAGUUUGGGCCUCAUAUUUAUCCUAUAUACCAUGUUCGUAUGGUGGCGCGAUGUUCUACGUGAAUCCACGUUGGAAGGACAUCAUACCAAAGUCGUACAAUUAGGACCUCGAUAUGGUUCUAUUCCGUUCAUCGUAUCGGAGGUUAUGUUCCUUUUUGCUCUUUUUCGGGCUUCUUCUCAUUCUUCUUUGGCACCUACGGUAGAGAUCGGAGGUAUUUGGCCCCCAAAAGGGAUUUGGGUUUUAGAUCCUCGGGAAAUCCCUUUUCUUAAUACCCCUAUUCCCCCUUCAUCCGGAGCUGCCGUAACUUGGGCUCAUCAUGCUAUACUCGCGGGGAAGGAAAAACGAGCAGUUUACGCUUUAGUAGCUACCGUUUCACUGGCUCUAGUAUCCACUGGCUUUCAAGGAAUGGAAUAUUACCAAGCACCCUCCACUAUUUCGGAUAGUAUUUAUGGUUCUACCUUUUUCUUAGCAACUGGCUUUCAUGGUUUUCAUGUGAUUAUAGGUACUCUUUUCUCGAUCAUAUGUGGUAUUCGCCAAUAUCUUGGUCAUCUGACCAAGGAGCAUCACGUUGGCUUUGAAGCAGCUGCAUGGUACUGGCAUUUUGUAGACGUGGUUCGGUUAUUCCCAUUUGUCUCUAUCUAUUGGUGGGGAGGUAUAUGAGAGAACGAAUCAG